CUAGCGCGCGGCCCCGCCCCCCUGAUAUAAGAGCGGUGCGGCACUGCAGCUAGCGCACUUCUCACUGAGACCCGUCACGCGGACUCUAAGUGAGACCCACCGCCAGGACUCACCAUGCGUGAAUGCAUCUCAGUCCAUGUGGGGCAGGCAGGUGUCCAGAUGGGCAAUGCCUGCUGGGAGCUCUACUGUCUGGAACAUGGGAUUCAGCCUGACGGGCAGAUGCCCAGUGACAAGACCAUUGGUGGAGGGGAUGACUCCUUUACCACCUUCUUCUGUGAAACCGGCGCUGGAAAGCACGUGCCCCGGGCAGUUUUUGUGGAUUUGGAGCCCACUGUAAUUGAUGAGAUCCGAAAUGGCCCUUAUCGGCAGCUCUUCCACCCAGAGCAGCUCAUCACUGGGAAAGAGGAUGCCGCGAACAACUAUGCCCGUGGUCACUACACCAUUGGCAAGGAGAUCAUUGAUCCAGUCCUGGACCGGAUCCGCAAGCUGUCUGACCAGUGCACAGGACUUCAGGGCUUCCUGGUCUUCCACAGCUUUGGGGGCGGCACCGGCUCUGGCUUCACCUCGCUCUUGAUGGAGCGGCUCUCUGUUGACUACGGCAAGAAAUCCAAGCUGGAGUUCUCCAUCUACCCAGCCCCCCAGGUGUCCACAGCCGUGGUCGAGCCCUACAACUCCAUCCUGACCACCCACACCACCCUGGAGCACUCAGACUGUGCUUUCAUGGUGGACAACGAAGCCAUCUAUGACAUCUGCCGUCGCAACCUGGACAUCGAGCGCCCCACCUACACCAACCUCAACCGCCUCAUCAGCCAGAUCGUCUCUUCCAUCACAGCCUCCCUGCGCUUCGACGGGGCCCUCAACGUGGACCUGACAGAGUUCCAGACCAACCUGGUGCCCUACCCUCGCAUCCACUUCCCCCUGGCCACCUACGCGCCCGUCAUCUCUGCAGAGAAGGCCUACCACGAGCAGCUGUCGGUGGCCGAGAUCACCAAUUCCUGCUUCGAGCCUGCCAACCAGAUGGUGAAGUGUGAUCCCCGCCAUGGCAAGUACAUGGCCUGCUGCCUGCUGUACCGUGGAGACGUGGUGCCCAAGGAUGUCAACGCCGCCAUUGCUGCCAUCAAGACCAAGCGCAGUAUUCAAUUUGUGGACUGGUGUCCCACGGGCUUCAAGGUUGGGAUCAACUACCAGCCGCCCACUGUGGUGCCCGGGGGUGACCUGGCCAAGGUGCAGCGUGCUGUGUGUAUGCUGAGCAACACAACCGCCAUUGCCGAGGCCUGGGCCCGCCUGGACCACAAGUUCGACCUGAUGUAUGCCAAGAGGGCGUUUGUGCAUUGGUAUGUGGGCGAGGGCAUGGAGGAGGGUGAGUUCUCCGAGGCCCGGGAGGAUAUGGCUGCCCUGGAGAAGGAUUACGAGGAAGUAGGCAUCGACUCCUAUGAGGAUGAGGAUGAGGGAGAAGAAUAGAACAGCUGCCUGGAGCACAUUCACUGUGUUUAUUGCAAAAUCCUUGUGAAAUAAACAGUCUCCUUGCACGGUUUCUUGUUCCCUCUGUGAGUGCUUGAGCUUCUGCUGCUGCCCUCACUAUUUGCUGCUUACGACCCUUUCCCUUCCAUGCUGAAGGCGAGACCUGCCAAAGGGUCCUUGCCAGGCCCAGGACACGUGACCCCAGGGACUUUGAUGUAAGAUCCUGGGGGCGCCCAGGAUAGGGAGGAAAUGAGGACCAAAUCCUGGACCUGUCUGUCCACCACAAGCUAUUGAAGGAUAGGAGUCUUCAUUUCCUUUCCAAGCAGUUUAAGUCCAGCAGUUUCUGUAUUUGAGUUCGACUACUACUCUAUUUUUCCUGCUGCUUCUGCAUUCACCCACUCUGGAAGCAAGGCUUGGCCCAGGCACCUCUGUGCGUUAUGAGGGCUGAGGUGGCCCACAGUUCCUGGGCAUGGAGCCUAGUCAUAAGCUUGGGGGAUGGGAGGGAACAAGGGCCAUGUCCUCGAGUUGUUUGUGUUACUGCACCUCCCAGCAGCUUUGCAUAGCUUACUGUCUGUUUUGCUGCUCUGCAGGGGCCUAGGGAUGUGCCAUUAAAAGUCAGGUCGAUUCCC
This is a messenger RNA of Rhinolophus ferrumequinum (greater horseshoe bat), 2090 nucleotides long. Its product is annotated as tubulin alpha-4A chain. Lineage: Eukaryota; Metazoa; Chordata; Mammalia; Chiroptera; Rhinolophidae. The transcript has 4 exons. The record is from RefSeq and is a predicted model, not a curated record. Gene Ontology annotation, molecular function: structural constituent of cytoskeleton; GTP binding. Gene Ontology annotation, biological process: microtubule cytoskeleton organization; mitotic cell cycle. Gene Ontology annotation, cellular component: microtubule; cytoplasm. The coding region runs from base 115 to 1461 and encodes 448 amino acids.